AUGCAGUCAAAAGUGGCCGCAAUCCAGGAUAUCAAUGACUGGCCCACUCUGGGGGAGGCCACACCACAGCACCGGAGCCAAUGCGAUGACGAGAGCGCCGGCACCCGCAUCACCACCAAUGGUGAGCACAGCCCCCCGGGUGUCGCCCCCAACGCCUGGGCCAUCGUAGACAACAGCCACCACCGGUCCGUGCCUUCAGCCGCCAGUUCCUCAUCAGCGCCGCCGCUGCCGUCGAAGUCAUCUCAAGACACCACUCGUGCGGUGCAUAAGGAGGUGUCGGUGCCAUCGCCCACACCAUUGCGUGCGGCGGACAACACCCCCAACAGCGCCAACACUUCAUCGCUCGAGGACGAGGUGGAGGCCAAUGAGAACAGAGCUGACGGCAAACACACGCCGACCCCUCCCAAGUCGGGCGCCGGUAGCGGUGGUAGACCUGAGGCAGACUCCCGG
Oppiella nova is the source of this 450-nucleotide messenger RNA. NCBI's taxonomy places the organism in Eukaryota, Metazoa, Arthropoda, Arachnida, Sarcoptiformes, Oppiidae. The record is from the annotation of a GenBank genome assembly.